Haliotis rufescens (red abalone) is the source of this 11778-nucleotide messenger RNA. Its product is annotated as ATP-binding cassette sub-family C member 5-like. The record is from RefSeq and is a predicted model, not a curated record. Gene Ontology annotation, biological process: transmembrane transport. Gene Ontology annotation, cellular component: membrane. The coding region runs from base 357 to 4757 and encodes 1466 amino acids. Gene Ontology annotation, molecular function: ATP binding; ABC-type transporter activity; ATP hydrolysis activity. Lineage: Eukaryota; Metazoa; Mollusca; Gastropoda; Lepetellida; Haliotidae. The transcript is spliced from 33 exons.
UCGCCAAUAGGGUCAAUUUGAUAAGCUGUGUGUGUGGCGCCGACAAUCUCUUGGUAGCUGCACACACACGACAGGCCGCCAUUGGACGGUUAUUGCACGUGUUGCGGGAACUGCAUUUGUAAACAAUCGAGGACGCGACCACAAUUUGCCCGCGCGCCUCGUGCACUAACGGCUAAUAGUGCGGAGAUAGUGGUUUCACAACAUAUUCGCACGGGAAAUUACCAAGGAGCGAGGACGUAGUUUCCAACAAGAAACAGUUGACACUAUGAGAUACUUGUCAUCAGCAUCAGUGUGGGGAGAACAGUGAUGGCCAGAAGGCUGCAGUGUUAAGUGUCCAACAGUAACGAACUCCAACCAUGGCUGACAGAAACGCAGACAUUGAAGAACGUGUUGAGGACUUGAGUCUUGGGAUUUUGGAAAUCGAGGCUAAGUCGGAAGCUGGAUUUUCUCUGUCUCCGAAACGUGAAAACGGAAUAAAGAAGUACAGAAAUGCCCUGUCCCAUGCGAUCCCUGUCAGGAGGGGCAAAAGAUCCAAGUAUGAGUUUCCGCUGGCCAAGGCCGGCUGCUUCAGCAGCAUCUUCUACAGCUGGCUCUCCCCCACCAUGUGGAAGGUCUUCCGCAAAGGUGUCGACUUCAUCGAGAACAUCCAGAUACUGGACGAGGACUCGGCUAAAGUCAACUCAGACAGAUUUGAAAGGUUGUGGAAAGAGGAAGUGCGCACAAUGGGCGUGGCAAAAUCUUCCUUCGCUCGAGUCCUGUACCGCUUCGUCAAGACUCGAAUCAUCGUGACGUUCUUCAUCAUACUUAUUUUCUGUGCCUUUUGUCUUGCUAAUCCGAUCUUUUUAAUCCAUAAUUUCCUCAACUACUUGUCUCAAGGGGAGAUAACCAUCGGCACGGGUCUGGCGUACGUGGCCGGGGUAUUUCUGUGUGAGGCCGGCAGGACCCUGACUGGAGCAGUAGUCUGGAACCUCGGCUACCGGUCAGGUGUGCGUGUUAGAGCUGGUGCUACAAGUUUUUUAUUUAAGAAAAUAUUACGAUUGAAGAGUUUGAAAAACAAGACUGUUGGCGAGCUAGUCAAUUUAGUUGGUAAUGAUGGCCAGCGUCUGUUCGAAGCCACUGCUAUUGGUCCUCUGGUCUUUUGUGCGCCCUUCGUGUUGCUGGGAGGAUCUAUUUAUGCUGUUUUUCUACUGGGACCUUAUGGUCUUAUUGGAACCUUAAUUUUCCUGGGCUUUUAUCCCUUUGCUGCACUGAUAUCAAGACUCACAACUAAGUUUAGGAGAGAAGGAAUAAAAGUGACAGAUAAGCGUGUUCGCAUGAUGUCUGAACUGCUGACUUGUGUGAAACUCAUCAAGAUGUAUGCGUGGGAAAAACCGUUUGCCAAAACAAUAUCAGACAUCCGGAGUACAGAGCGCCGGGUGUUGGAGAAGGGGGCGUACGUACAGUCUCUCAGCACAUCCAUUGCUGGCAUGGUGCCGGUCUUCUCAUCCGUCAUCACCUUCAUAGCCUACGUGGCCUCAGGGAACGAACUCACAGCUGCCAAGGCUUUCACAUUUGUGUCAUUGUUGAAUUCGAUGAGGUUCUCACUUGGUGUCCUGCCAUAUGCAAUAAAGGCCCUGGCUGAAGUCUUUGUCUCCAUGACGAGGUAUAAGAGUGUGUUGUGUAUGGAGGAGAUCACCCCGCCCAGGUGCAGUGUGACGUCCUCCAAUCAAAGAAUAGCUAUGCAAGAUGCCACGUUUAGCUGGGGCAUCAUUGAAUCUGCUGAGAAGAAACAUAAUCAUGAUAAUGGCAGCGUAUCAAAACCGGAGAUGAAUGGCGGUCACUUCCCAGAUGACACAACAGCGCUGCGAGAGGCGGACGAGACCACCAUGUUGGAUGCUGUCCCAGAACCCAGCCUUACAGACAUUACAUUUGUACUUGAGAAGGGCAAACUGCUGGGGGUGUGUGGCAGUGUGGGGGCGGGGAAGACGUCUCUCAUCAACGCCAUCCUCGGAAGAAUGGAUCUGCUGAGUGGGAAGAUCGCUGUCAAUGGCAGCAUAGCUUACGUCCCCCAGCAAGCCUGGAUCACCAACACCACCGUCCGGGAGAAUAUCCUCUUUGGGCUUCCAUACAAUGAGAAACGCUACAAUGAGAUUGUCAGAGCCUGUGCCUUGAAUACGGACUUCCAUACUUUUGUAUCUGGUGAUACAACAGAGAUUGGAGAACGGGGUCUCAACCUGAGUGGGGGACAGAAGCAGCGGAUCAGCAUGGCUCGGGCAGUGUACAGCGACAGUGAGAUCUACCUGCUUGACGACCCUCUGUCUGCUGUCGACGUCCACGUUGGACAACACAUUGCCAAUGAAGUUCUCCUGAAGAUGCUGAAGGGGAAGACCGUGCUGUUUAUCACGCAUCAGCUCCAGUACCUGGUUCACUGUGACGAGGUGAUGUUCCUGAAGGAGGGCCAGAUAGAAGAGAAGGGCACCCAUGACGAGCUGAUGCAGCAGGACAGGGAGUACAGCGGGCUGAUCAAGAUGUUCUACACCGAGCAGAUGGAGGAAUACGAAGAAGCUGAUACUGUACCCACAGAAAGACUAUCUUCACUGUCAACAUCUGACAUCCAUAACGACAAGUCUGCCAAUGCCAAUCCAGGGGAGAGCACUCCAAUUGGUAAACCCCCACCGCCACUUGAGAGACUGUUUUCUAGAGGAGCAGGGAUGGGAAAUAUAUCCCCCAUUUCACGCAACAAAGCACCCCCCUUGGAGAGAAUGUUUUCUCGGGGGGCGGGUAUGGCCCCAGCCCCUCCUCCCUUAGAGAGGUUGUUCUCACGAGGUGCAAUGGUGGAGAAGCCCCAGCCCGAGAUGUUCUCUGGGGGUCAGGGCAUGAGGGUGGAGAGACAGUUCAGUACAUUGUCGUCAAGCAGCUCAGGAGACGGUGAUGGAGAGGGGAAACUGAUUGUUGCUGAGGAGAGAAGUACGGGAACUGUUUCAAAGGAAAUAUAUCGCCAGUACAUCCAAGACGGAGGAGGAUAUCUCGUCUGUUUCGGCGUGUUUCUCAUCUUCUUCUUGUCCGUAGCCUCCCAGACCGGCGCAAACUGGUUUCUCUCCUUCUGGUUGAACCAGGGCAAUGGUAAUAACACAAUGAUCACCAUCAACAAUGCGACCAUGUCCAGCAACAAUGGGAACAUCAGCGAUCACCCGAUGCGGAACACCUACACCCUCAUCUAUGGAAUGUUUGUGGUCAUGAUGCUGGUGCUCACCUUCUGCCGGGCCUUUGUCUUCAUGAAGGCCACCCUGAAGGCUUCCAGCGGACUCCAUGACCGCGCGUUCAAGAACAUAUUAGCCAGCCCGAUGGAGUUCUUUGACACGACUCCCACGGGGCGGAUCAUCAACAGGUUCUCAGCCGACAUGGACGAAGUGGACAUCCGGCUCCCCAUGCAGGCUGAAGUGUUCAUCACCAACGUACUGCAGGUUUUCUUCUCGCUCCUGAUGAUCUGCUACAUGUCGGCCUGGUUUCUGGUUGCCAUGAUACCGCUCGUCGCGUUGUUUGCGUGUCUCUUCGUGAUGUUUGUUCGCUGUGCACGCAACUUGAAGCGUCUGGAUGCUGUGACAAAGUCUCCGCUGGUCAGCCACAUCACCGCCUCCGUCCAGGGCAUCACCACCAUACAUGCAUACGGCAAGAUGGAGGAAUUCGUGGCAACGUUCCAGAAACUGCUGGAUACCAAUUCUGUCCCUUUCUUCAUCUUCUACUCAGCGAGUCGCUGGUUGUCUGUGCGUCUUGAUCUCCUGUGCGUCUGCAUCAGCGGUACAACGGGCCUCAUUAUUGUCUUCAACUACGACAACAUCACCCCAGCCGUCGCUGGACUCGCUCUUGCCUUUGCUGUGCAGAUGGCUGGACUGUUCCAGUUCACAGUGAGGCUUGCUAUAGAGACAGAAUCUCGCUUCACCAGUGUACAGAGAAUACAGGAGUAUGCCAAGGAUACAUCAGAAGAAGAUCUCAUCACUGUGUCGGACACCGAGCCCCCCGCUGAUUGGCCAGCAGAUGGCAGGAUUGUGUACAACCGAGUUCGGAUGCGAUAUCGAGAGGGAAUGCCUUUAGCCCUUAAAGGUGUCACAUUCUCUGUGGAGCCUCAGGAAAAGAUAGGCAUUGUAGGAAGAUCAGGCUCAGGGAAGUCCUCUCUAGGGGUGGCGUUGUUCCGUCUUGUGGAGGCAGCAUCCGGGACAAUUGUCAUCGAUGGCAUCGACAUCAGCAAGGUGUCCCACUAUAAUCUGAGGUCCAAGCUGGCCAUAAUCCCACAGGACCCUGUACUCUUUGUUGGAACAGUCAGAUAUAAUCUGGACCCGUUCAGUGAGCAUGCGGAGGUUUCCCUGUGGGAUGCCCUUAAGAAGUGCCAUGUAAAAGACACGAUAGCUGGCCUGGAUGACAAACUGGAUGCCAUGGUUGUGGAAAAUGGAGAAAACUUCUCAGUAGGAGAAAGACAACUUCUCUGUCUGGCUCGUGCGCUGCUGAGACACAGCAAGAUACUGAUGCUGGACGAGGCGACUGCAGCCAUCGACACAGAGACGGACACACUGGUGCAGACAACCAUCAAGGAGACUUUCUCCGACUGCACCAUGCUGAUCAUAGCACACCGUCUCAACACCGUCCUCAGCUGUGACAGGAUCAUGGUCAUGGAGGAUGGCAAGGUUGUCGAGUUUGACAAACCAUCAGCUCUGAUGUCCAAGUCUGACUCCAAGUUCAAGGCCAUGUUAGAAGCCACGGAGGGUCAGCCGAGUUCAUCAUGACAGGGAUCCCAGGUGUAAAGCGAGAUGACCGAUACGGAGACACGAGCCAUGCCAGACUCAUGCUGCGGAGCAUUGGACACUUCUAUUUUCUUACGUUUUUCCAUAUCGGUGACAUGUAUCUGCAGCAUCUGAUUGGCCAAAGUCUGGUAGCCAGUGUGAGAAUCUGAUUGGACAGGACAUCGAGCCAGAAUCUGAAUGGAUAAUUCCUGUAGCUAGUUUGAGAAUCUGAUUGGAUAAUUCCUGUAGCCAGUGUGAGAAUCUGAUUGGAUAAUUCGUGUAGCCAGUGUGAGAAUCUGAUUGGACUGGGCACUGAGCCAGAAUCUGAAUGGAUAGUUUCUGUAGCCAGUGUAACAAUCUGAUUGGAUAAUUCUUGUAGCCAGUGUGAGAAUCUGAUUGGAUAAUUCCUGUAGCCAGUGUGAGAAUCUGAUUGGACAGUGCAACGAGCCAGAAUCUGAUUGGACUGGGCACUGAGCCAGAAUCUUAAUGGAUAGUUUCUGUAGCCAGUGUAAGAAUCUAAUUGGAUAAUUCAUGUUGCUGAUGUGAGAAUCUGAUUGGACUGGAUUGGACAUCAGCCAUAAUCAGAUUAUUUGGCAGGGUGUUGAGCUAGAAUCUGAAUGAUAAUCCCUGAAGCCAGUAUGAGAAUUAUAUUGGGUUAUUUCUGUAGCCAGUGUGAAAAUCUGAUUGGAUAAAUCCAUGACGCCAUUGUGAAAAUCUGAUGUGACAGGACAUCAAGCCAGAAUCGGAUUAUUGGGCAGGACAUCGAGCCACAUUCUGAUUGGAUAAUUCCUGUAACCAGUAUGAGAAUCUGAUUGGACAGGGCAUCGGGCCAGAAUCUGAUUGGAUUAUUCCUGUAGCCAGUGUGAGCUGGAUUGGACAAGAAAACUACCCAAGCAAUGAGAUAAUCACCUGGGGGAAGUGGGAAAGUCAAAGUGAGACGUAUUCAUAUUGGAAUUUUAUUGAACCAUACAAACCAAAAUCGAAUUGAGGUGUGCAUUUGGUAGGUUUGGACAACGUUUUGGUUUGCACAAAACAUGGAAACUGUUUGGGCAGUACUCCGGUCAGUGACAGGAGAAUACAUUUUGUCUAACAGUGCUGGAGAUAAUAACACAUGUCAGCAAGGAAUGUGAAACAAUCAAGUCAAUGUACUAUACUUCUCAGUACACCAUAAUCAUUCUCAACCUGACACUGCCAAACUUAAAACAAUUCUUGAUAUCAGUACCAAUUGGGGGUGUGGUGAUACGCCUACCUCAUGAAUCAUUACAUGUCGCACAUAUCACGUGUAUCAUGUGUAUAGCGAUACUUAAUUUGUGCUGUCGAGUGAAGGUCUCCAUGUUACAUAAGGUCCUGGGCCCUGUUCCAUAUGACACACAAAUGAUUCUCCUGAUUUGCCAAGGGAAUAAAGACAGAGAGACAUAUCUGAUUAUCUCUAUCAAAAUUGAGUGGAAUAGUAUUAAAACAAGCCUGACCAGUUACUUGAGAGAAAGAUGAAGUGGUUGACAGCCACAACCUGUUCCAUAAAGUGAUCGUAGCCCUAAGGUGAUCGUAACUCCCAUACUUUUAGAUAUGCUGAUGACAGUCGCAGCGCUACGACUGCCUUCCUGAACAGAACCCUCGGCCCUGUUCAACAAUGUGACCGUAGAUCUUCACCUAUUGUAAGCCAGAGCUAAAGUAUGGGAGUUACGAUCAUCUUAGUGUUACGACUGUUGUAAGCUUAUGCUUAAGUAUGGGACUUACAAUCAUCUUAGUGUUAUGACUGUUGUAAGCUUAUGCUUAAGUAUGGGACUUACGAUCAUCUUAGUGUUAUGACUGUUGUAAGCUUAUGCUUAAGUAUGGGACUUACAAUCAUCUUAGUGUUACGACUGUUGUAAGCUUAUGCUUAAGUAUGUGACUUACGAUCAUCUUAGUGUUACGACUGUUGUAAGCUUAUGCUUAAGUAUGUAAGUUACAAUCAUCUUAGUGUUACGACUGUUGUAAGCUUAUGCUUAAGUAUGUAAGUUACAAUCAUCUUAGUGUUACGACUGUUGUAAGCUUAUGCUUAAGUAUGGGACUUACCAUCAUGUAAGUGUUACGACUGUUGUAAGCUUAUGCUUAAGUAUGGGACUUACCAUCAUCUUAGUGUUACGACUGUUGUAAGCUUAUGCUUAAGUAUGGGACUUACAAUCAUCUUAGUGUUAAGACUGUUGUAAGCUUAUGCUUAAGUAUGGGACUUACAAUCAUCUUAGUGUUACGACUGUUGUAAGCUUAUGCUUAAGUAUGUGACUUACAAUCAUCUUAGUGUUACGAAUGUUGUAAGCUUAUGCUUAAGUCUGUGACUUACGAUCAUCUUAGUGUUACGACUGUUGUAAGCUUAUGCUUAAGUAUGUGACUUACGAUCAUCUUAGUGUUACGACUGUUGUAAGCUUAUGCAAAAGAAUAGGACAUACGAUCAUCUUUGCACCACGACUGUCAAAUGCCUAUGCUGAAGUACCAUAAUCUUAGUGCUAUGGCUGUCGUAAGUCAAUGUUAAAGCAUGGGAGUUACGAUCACCUUAGCGCUAAGAUCACUUUGUGGAACAGGUUGUGGCUGUCAACCACUUCAUCAUUCUCUCAAGUAACUGUUUAGAUACUAUUCCACUCAAUUUUGAUAGAGAUAAUCAGAUAUGUCUAUCUGUCUGUAUACACUUAUCAAGAGAAUCAUUUUUGUGUCAUAGAAAGAUUAAAAUAUCCCUAUCAAAAGUAGAGUAGGAUAUUUUCCUAUCAGAUUUAUCAUCCUGUUCCAUGAUAGGCGAGUAACGCGAGAACGAUGGCCUGGUUACUGCAACACUUUGUAAUUGUUAUUAUCCUCAGUAAACACUAGAAUUUUCUAGCCAUGUUUGUGUACCACUGACCAAGAGAAUGAAGCCUUACAUCCAGUGUUUGAAAUAAACACCUGCCCGUGGGCCCGUGGCAGGUAAUUUUUAUGUCGGGUCCAUCGUUUCAAAUUUGUAUGGGUCCUUAUGGCCUACAGUAAAUUUAUGUGUGGAUUUAUUUACCAGAGCUGCAUUGUUUUUAAUGAGGGCCUGAAGAGUUUAGUCAGGGCCUGGAGCUUCUAUAGUCUGUGGGUCCUGAUUGUAGCCUGGCAUUUUGUUUUAUUUGUUGCUUACGUAGGAUGAGGUAUGAUAUGCACUACUGAGCAAUGUUGAAAUGUAUGUAUUUAUCAUGUUUACAUACAAUAUUUUCACAGAAUGUACUUCAGAGAUGGAAAGAAGUUACUAGUCACCAUUAUUAACAAACAGUCAACAGUUAUCACUCUAAUCCAUCACUUACAGACUUUCCUCCCACAUUAGGCUGACACGAUAUAACUGGAAUACUGUUUGAAGCUGUGUUAAACCCAACUCACUCAUUCACUCAAAACUUUUAUCGAUCCAUCCACUAAAUAUAACCCAAAUAUUUGUGAGGUAGUGCAUUGUUCAUGUAUGUUAUCUACAAGGGUUGAAUGAUUGUUUGUAAUAACUUUUCAAUAAUUGCACUUGUACAUUUGAGCAAUUCUCAAUGCUGAUUGGUCAGUUGAAGCCAUGAUGUCACAGUGCUUGUUGAGAAAAAUGAGAUAUAUUGUCAUCCAUUGUUCAUGACAUCACAUGCUGUGUCAUCUAAACUGAGGGAAUUUUCUCUGUAGGGUUGUCAUUUCAUGUUUGUUUUUUUUCAUUUUCUUUCUUAAAAUGUCAGUGUGUAAAUUAUAGAAUAACAUAUUCGUAAUUACAAAUUAUCUGUCCAAAACUCAGAACUUCCACUAUACAGAUAACCCAUAAUUAUGAAUAUUUAGUUCGUUAUUCUUUAAGUAUUGCAUCUAUCUUGGCCAGUAGUACCGUAUAUCGCCGUCUAUAAAGCGACCCCAGGUAAAGUAUUUCCGAUGUUACAUGCUCACAGGGGGUAGAUUAGGUCUUCAGCAACCCAUGCUUGCCGUAACAGGCGACUAUGCUUGUCGUAAGAGGCGACUAACGGGAUCGGGUGGUCAGGCAUGCUGACUUGGUUGAUGCAUGUCAUCGAUCCCAAUUGUGUGGAUUGAUGUUCAUGAUGUCAAUCACUGAAUUGUCGGGUCCAGAAUCGAUUAUUUACAGACCACCGUCAUAAAGCUGGAAUAUUGCUGAGAGCGUCGUUAAACAACAAACAAACAAACAAACAUGCUCACAGUAAUGUCUUUGUGUUGGGCAAAAAAACAUCAAAACUCUUCAACCCUGUGUAUAAGAGAACCCCUCUUGAAAGCCCCCUAAUUUUAGGUACGAAAAGCUUGCCUUAUACACGGCGAUAUACAGUGACAUAAAAGUAGUUGUCCUGAUCAUUUUCCAUCAUUUGUCUGGUCGGUCAGCGUGUUUGUUGAACCCUACAAAAGCUGCAAUAUGUAACUUAAUUUUGACGGCAUUAAUCAUAUGACAAAUAUCAUAUCUUGGAGCAUAUUCAUAUUAAAUAUAUCAAUUUAUUAUUGUUAGAUCUUGAUUAUGAAAGACUUUGCUUUUGGGUCACAUGAAAUGUUUGGUUGGGGUUAACCACGAAUGUUUGUAUUUUAUGUCCCCGAUGGGAGGUGCAGGCUUGGAAGCAAGAAAUCAGUACAUUUUUAUGCGGCUUGAUACAUAAUGUGUGGAGAGGUAUCUGUUUCCAUAGACCCUUUUUAGUGUCGGAUGUCAUCAGCCAAUUAUCUGUAUUGUUUCAACCUUGUCAAAAGUAUGGCCAUUGUAUAUUGUGUCAGUACACGAUAAUGUAGUUUUGAAACUGCUUUUUUCAGAUUUAGUUUAUUGUGAUAGACACAGAACACACACACACACAACACACACACACACAACACAACACACACACACACAACACACACACACACACGAUGGGAUUUCAGGCUAGAAAAUACAAACAAUUCGAUCUCAGACAGUGGCUUUUGAAAUGAACUAGUGCAGCAAUUUUUAAGUUUGAGCGAUGUAUCAAACUAAAGAAGAAUUGCAGUGUUACCAUAGCUGAGAAUGGAAAUGUCUUUAUAUUUGUGAAAUCAAUUGUCUGAUGUUUUAUGACUUCCAUGGCUGUAGAUAUUUAACUGCUGCUUGGCAUUGUAUACAGCGUUAGAAAUUGGCACUUGUCCUGUUGUCCUUGUCGAACUCGCCUGGAAUUUCAUGGCUCGAUCGUUGUGCCACCAUUGGCUAUUUGAGUUGUGUCAAGAUAAUCUGAUUGAUAAUAAUGAUCUAUAUAUUGUUAUAUUUUUGUAAUAUAAAAAGUCUUAUCUUGGACUCCCUGGUCUCCAGGUCUCCAAGUUGUUGUUAGAGAUGACCCAUGUUAUGAUCAUCUUCCCGAGGCAAGGGAUUUAACUGACUGUAAAAGUCCAGUUACCACCCUUGCUGAAUUAGGCUAGAAUUUCUGGGCUAGAUCAUAGCGCCACCAGUGGCCAUUACGAGUUAUGUCCCUUCCAUGUCCCUCCUAUUGACCAAUCAGAUUCCACCUCUCAUAUCACUUGCUUUUGCUUCAAACAAAAUGGUGGUGCCCAGUCAAGAAGAUCUGAUCGAUAAUGAAGAAGAUCUGUAUUUUAAAAAACCAGAUCUUAAUUUGUGAAUCACACGAGCACAUUGAUUAGAAAAAUGAAAUUAUUUGGAAAAUACCUGAGUUGAUGGUACACAUGCUUUGCAACUCGUUAGUCCAGCCAAAGUGUAACUCCAUAAUACUAGCCUAGUUCGGCAAGGUUGGAAACUGGACUUUUAGAGUCCCUUAUCUGCUUGUCCUCGGGAAGAUCAGUAACGAUUGGAAGGUCACAAUGGUUGCUAGAUACUUUGAUAAAGGGGCUACUAACUCUCAGAUGUGAUGCAGGUGAUGCUGUGGCGGCCUGGAUUGUUCAUCUCUGUGCUGACCAGCCUUGUUUAUAGCUGUGGGAUUUCGUUUUUUUCUAAACUAGCUUAGUGAUACACCUGUGGGAUAUAGCUUUCAGAAAUACCUUAGUGAUACAGCUUUUGGAUACAGCUUUCAGAAAAAGCAUAGUGAUCACUACAGCUUUUGGAUAUAGCUUUCAGAAAAAGCAUAGUGAUACAACUUUUAGAUGUAGCUUUCAGAAAAAGCAUAGUGAUACAACUUUUAGAUAUAGCUUUCAGAAAAAGCAUAGUGAUACAACUUUUAGAUACAGCUUUCAGAAAAAGCAUAGUGAUACAACUUUUAGAUAUAGCUUUGUGAAAAACCUUAGUGAUACAGCUUUGGGAUAUAGCUUUCAGAAAAAGCAUAGUGAUACAGCUUUUGGAUACAGCUUUCAGAAAAAGCAUAGUGAUACAGCUUUUGGAUACAGCUUUCAGAAAAAGCAUAGUGAUACAGCUUUUGGAUACAGCUUUCAGAAAAAGCAUAGUGAUACAGCUUUUGGAUAUAGCUUUGUGAAAAACCUUUGUGAUACAGCUUUGGAAGACAACUGUGUGGUACAGUCCUGUUAGGCUGUGUAAUGUAGAUAUGAUAUAGCUGUGCAUGCUCUGUGAGUCCCCAAAAGGAAAAUCCAUCAAUGUGACUACCUCGCCAAACUGAGAACAAGCCUGGGAGUUCCUUGGUUUAGGUCUGCGUAUGGGUCUAGGUCUGGCCUGGGGUUUAGUUGGGGCCACCUUGGGCCUAGGUUGGCACAGGGGCAAUGGUUGGGCCUGGUGUCUAGGUCUGGCCUGGGGUUUAGUUGGGGCCACCUUGGGCCUAAGUUGUCACAGGGGCCAAGGUUGGGCGUGGUGUCUAGGUCUGGCCUGGGGUUUAGUUUGGGCCACCUUGGGCCUAGGUUGUCACAGGGGCCAAGGUUGGGCCUGGUGUCUACGUCUGGCCUGGGGUUUAGUUGGGGCCACCUUGGGCCUAGGUUGGGCCUGGGGUUUAGGUCUGGCCUGGGGUUUAGGUGAGAUCAAGGGACAAGGUGGGGGCCACCUGGGGCCAAGGUUGGACCAGGGUCUAGGUCACGCCACCUUGGGUCUAGUAUGACUUUGUGUUCCUGGUGGGCAAAGUGGCCAACACCUUGUCUUCUGGGCAAUUUUGAGUGUGGGAUGUUUUAACAUGAUGAAUGUUUUCAGUCACAGUACUUCUUA